AUGGCAGGCAUAAUCCGCAUAACCAUGUUCAAAGUGCCCUCCCAAGCAUCCCGGGAUACCAUGCUCAAGAACUACGAGACCUUGUCGAAAAAGGCCGUUAAGGAUUCAGCCCCCUAUAUCGUCUCCCUACAAGCUGGCGAAUCUCAAGCCAACGAUCCCCGUACCCAAGGUUUCUCCGUGGUCGCAAAGACUGAGUUUAAGAGUCUGGAGGAUAUGAAAUACUACGAGGAUUCAUGCGAAGCACAUAAAUGGUUCAAGGGCGAGGCAAAAACUUUGGGGAUUGAGGGGAUGUGCUGUGUGUACUUUGAACCAACUGUUGUUGCUUAA
Botrytis deweyae is the source of this 327-nucleotide messenger RNA. RefSeq lists its product as uncharacterized. The coding region runs from base 1 to 327 and encodes 108 amino acids. NCBI's taxonomy places the organism in Eukaryota, Fungi, Ascomycota, Leotiomycetes, Helotiales, Sclerotiniaceae. The transcript has 2 exons. The record is from RefSeq and is a predicted model, not a curated record.